Spathaspora passalidarum NRRL Y-27907 is the source of this 652-nucleotide messenger RNA. Its product is annotated as YqaE/Pmp3 family membrane protein. The transcript has 2 exons. The record is from RefSeq and is a predicted model, not a curated record. Lineage: Eukaryota; Fungi; Ascomycota; Pichiomycetes; Serinales; Debaryomycetaceae. Gene Ontology annotation, cellular component: membrane. Bases 62 to 325 code for a protein of 87 amino acids.
AAGAAAGAAUUGAUCUAUCUAAUCUAUUAUAUGAACAGACACUUAUUAAAUUGAUAAUACAAUGGAUUCGAACGAUUGGUUACUUAUCAUUUUAGCAUUCUUAAUUCCUCCAAUCCCAGUGAUUGUUAAAAAAGGGUGUUCAAAUUCAGUCUUUCUUAAUAUUUUAUUAUGUUUAUUAGGAGGGGUAUUCGGUAUAAUUCAUGCUGUUUAUGUAGUUGCUACUAAUCCAUAUGAAAGUCCUUAUUAUGAUUUUGAAAGUUAUAGAAGUUCCAGUUGUUCAUCAAAGAGGAGUAGCAGUUCUAGUCUCCCACACCCCAAUGUAUAAUCCUUCACAUACUCCCUACAAAGUCAUAAUUUAACCCGAUUACUGUACACCUCAUUUAAUUACCUUGUUAACAACAUGUGGAUAAUAUCUUGAAUCCAAAAAAGACAAAGAGGGCAGGAAUUGCCUGAUUAUAUAUAUAUAAGUCAUUACAGAUCUUAUUCUGUGAACGGUUUUCAAAUAUUUGAACAGUUUCAUACUGGCUUGGUAAUUGCAACUUAAUCUUAGUUAGCAAUAAAAUUAAUGCCAAUAUAUACUAAAUUAGUUAAUGUUAAAGGUGGAGAUCUAUACUUUUAUGUUUAUUUAUGUAUGAUUUGACUCUUCGUUAUU